GUGAUGAAACCGAUCUUCUUAUCUCCUCCAAAUCAAUCCUCUUACGCUAUUUCAUUUUUGUUAGGUAGUAGUAAUAAUAAUAACUUAUAAAAUCAAAAUUGCGAUCUCAAAAAAAAAAAAAAAGCAAGAAGAAAGAUAAAAAAUGUUACAGCUGUUCUUCACGAUAGCGUUCUCGGCGGCGCCGUUAACGCUGUACAUACCGCCGGUGAGAUGUCUGACGGUGUUCGUUGAGACGAUGGAAGAGAUGGGAAUGGAAGGAAGGGUUUAUAGCCGGAGACUCUUUCCUCGCGCCAGAAUUGCUUGGUCUAGGCUUCUCGAUUGCUUCUUCUCCUCUUCUCGCCGUCCUUCUUAAAUUCAGGAAAAGGAAGAGAGCUAUGUGAUUUCAUACCGUAGUUUUGGCCCUAAAGGCCUUCAAAGAAGCUGUCCGGUUCUCCGAGAAGCACUGAGGAGAUGGUGGGUUUGUUCUGAUUUGCAGCAACCGCUCGUGUCCUUUGUUCUUUACAUUCUCCAGUUUUAGAGGGAUCGGGAUGUUCUCUGCAUCAUCCACUCUCCUACAAAAUCUCACAGAAUCCCAAAUUUAGUACCUUAGUUACUAAAACUCAUCAAAGUUUAUGCAUAUCAUUGUACUGCAACACAUGUUAAGAAAGUUUAUGCGGAAGCAGCAAAACU
Eutrema salsugineum is the source of this 669-nucleotide messenger RNA. RefSeq lists its product as uncharacterized. The record is from RefSeq and is a predicted model, not a curated record. Lineage: Eukaryota; Viridiplantae; Streptophyta; Magnoliopsida; Brassicales; Brassicaceae. The transcript has 2 exons. Bases 143 to 352 code for a protein of 69 amino acids.